AUGCGUUUCACUGCUGCUGCCUCUCUGCUCGCAUUCGCGGCUACAGUCCUGGCUGACCCAUGGAAGAACCUCGGAGGCGACUUGGCCUAUAUUGGCCCCGCAUACAAUGCCACCUUCAAGGUCGGAGAUACCAUCCCAUUAGAAUACACGUUCUACACCGUCAAGAUGGCCAGCGGCACUGCCCCCAUCAACGGCACUGUCUCCACCAACGGCACUGUCUCCCCACCAGUUAAUACCGGCACAGCUACUCUCACUUCGUUAGCCUGGGUUGGGGAGACCGGCAACAAAACCCUUGAGGUGGCAUUCGACAAUGGCCGUACAGGUGGUCUUGCUUCAUCCUGUUUGCCGACCGAUGCAUGCACGGGCACGUACUAUCCCAAGCGUAUCGACCUUGUCAUCCCCUCCGGUGUCUAUCCCAGCAAUUACACUAUUGUUCUCGGAUACACAUUGUCGUUGGCCGGUAACAGGACACUCCUCUACAAGCAGCCCGUUAACAUUGUCGCUGCCACUGCUAAUGUGACCUCGCCUACUGCCACGAUCGCCAAUGCGCCUGCUGUCCAGGUCACCCUGCCCGUGUAUGCUCCUAAGAAUAGCGGAUUGACCACCCAGGUCCCCAAGGUCAUUGUGGGCAUGACUGUCUUGGUCGCGUCUGCCCUCUUGAUGUUGUAG
This is a messenger RNA of Gamsiella multidivaricata, 669 nucleotides long. RefSeq lists its product as uncharacterized. The transcript has 3 exons. The record is from RefSeq and is a predicted model, not a curated record. Lineage: Eukaryota; Fungi; Mortierellomycota; Mortierellomycetes; Mortierellales; Mortierellaceae. Bases 1 to 669 code for a protein of 222 amino acids.